AGUUGGUGUGGUUGCCUGGGAGGUGGAGCAGAAGCAGAUGCAGAUUAUCAUGAAAUGAUCAGACAUGCCAUCAUCAGUUACAUUUACUGCAGACUGUUUGGAUGUGAGGGACAAAACAGCAACUUGACAGAAGGAACUGGUCCAGGUCACCGAGGGCUCGGAGCUGUCAGAGGUUCAUCUCUGAAGAAUGGGAGAUUUACACAAGUACAACACUUCACACAACUACAGCUCUCAUCUCAGCAACAUCAGCUACGCCUACUACAAUUAUAUUAAUGACCUUUUGUCCAUCUUAAAUGUGGUGACAUCCAUUGUUCUUGUCAUCGGCCUUCCUUUGACCCUGGUGGCCAUCUGUGCUCUUUUUUCUCAGGUGAGAAAUGAUAACGUCGCUCCCAUCUACGUCAUCAACCUCCUCAUCUCUGACCUCAUCCAGUUCUGCUGCAUGAUUGCUGAGAUGGUGCAACCUGAGGACCGUGUCGUCUUGUUUAUCUAUGGCUAUAGUGUGUUCGCCAGUGUUGGCUUCAUGGUGUGUAUCGCCAUGGAAAGGUAUUUGGUCAUCGUCUUCCCACUGUGGUACCGCUUCAGACGAACCAUCAAGACCUCUGUGCUGGUCUGCGUCGUGGUCUGGGUCCUUCCUCUCGCCUGUUUCCUCCCUACACGUAUAUCCACUUCGGUUGCAGGCGUCAUAAUCCUACCCAUCUUUUUAUUUCUUCCCCUCCCACUGCUCAUAUUCUUCAUGGGUGGGACCCUCAGAGCUCUGUCUGCCUCCAUCUCGGUCCGCUCUGAUGAAAAACGACGAAUUGCAGGAAUGUUGGUCCUGGUGCUGCUGAUUUACAUCCUGCUGUUCCUGCCCUUCAUCAUUUUGAUGGUGGCAGGUGAACUGGUUAAUGUCACUCUUGUCUUCCUGUCUCUUGUGUUAAUCAGGUUGUGUCCUCUUGUAGAUUUAGUUCUGUAUGUUUUCAUGAGGAAAGGGACCACACACAGUCUCCUGGCCUCCGUGAGGUGUUGCAGAAUGGACAGCAAUGAAAUCAGAAGUCCAGCAGUAGCAGUGGUGAUGACGUGUCCAGACUCAGCUUCACGUAGCCAGAGACAGACAGGGACAGGGACAGAGACAGAGACAGAGACAGAGACAGGGACAGAGACAGGGACAUGCAGGCAGAAAGGACAGGUUCUGUCUGAUAAGGUUUCCAGUGAGACACCUGACUGUAGAUACGAGGACGCCUCGUCCUGACUCUGCUGUGGGAGUUCUGCUCGCUGGUUUGUUAACCUUGCUGUGGUUCACUGUGACGCCUUCAACAACUGGAAGUCUGUUCUUUAUUAGUCUGUGAGCUGAUGUCUGUCAUUAUUAUCCUUUCAUCACAGAAACAAAACAGAUUAUUUUUGAUUCACUGAGCUCUUUGAAGACGCCACGCCGUCUUUUUCCUAAACCUUUACUUAGACUUUUUUUGUAGAUGUAGUGAACAUGUCAACAAGUCUGCAGGAUGUUUUACUGUUUUGGUCUUACACACAUUUUAAUUACUGUAAAACAUCAGUUUAUAGACCGGGCUGUUAUUUGCUUCAAUCACUGAACUCAACAGGCCUGUAUUAGAGACAGGCCUUUAAUUCCUCUCACACAAACUGUUGCUCAGCAAAUAUCAGGAAAUAUCAAACUGUUUAUUUAAACCAGUCUGAAUAUUACUGUUUAAAAAUGAACCUUCAGAUAACAUAUUAAUUAUGAAUCAUUCAUUUGAUCUAACUCUGACAGACAGACAGAGUUACAGUCCCUGACACAGCGACACAUCACCACUUUAUCCUGUUAAAACAAUCCUCACAGCUUGGAUUCAUUUUUAUGUAAAACUCGUUUGACUCUUUUGAUCCAUGGACCCUGACAGACUGAAGGAAGAUGAAUAAUUUACAGCGUAAUCCAGGAACAGACACAUAAUCUGAGGCAGACAACAACCUGCUUUAUACAUCUGAAGAACUACCAUAAAAAUAAUGAGCUGUUUGGAUCCAGACCAGCCUCUAAUAGAGACAGGCCUUUGUUUGUCAUAUGUGGAGCCACACCGGGCUGGUUAAAGGGGCCGGGUGUUUAAUUGGGACGAGGCUUUUAAUUCAAGUUUAAGGUUGUUUAUUUUCUUCAGUUAUAACUUGUGUAUGUCCAAAAUUGUGUUUUGAUUUUGUACAGAUCAUAAACUAUGAUUUUGUUUGUUUUCUUUAUUUAAUGUAAGUUUUAUUUUGGGUGUUUUAGUGAGAGGCCUGUUUGUUUUUAGGAUGUGAUUCAGAGCAGAUACUUUGCAGCUGUUGAGUGAUUUGCAAUAUGGAUAAAAUAUUAUAUCACAGUUUAUGUAAUGUUUGCAAUUGUAUAUUUUCUGAAAAUUCAAUUAAAAAUCUGU
Molecule: messenger RNA, 2369 nt
Organism: Epinephelus fuscoguttatus (brown-marbled grouper)
Lineage: Eukaryota; Metazoa; Chordata; Actinopteri; Perciformes; Serranidae
Product: ovarian cancer G-protein coupled receptor 1-like
Exons: 5
Coding region: 188-1228 (346 amino acids)
Biological process (GO): phospholipase C-activating G protein-coupled receptor signaling pathway; positive regulation of Rho protein signal transduction
Cellular component (GO): membrane
Molecular function (GO): G protein-coupled receptor activity
Source: RefSeq, a predicted model, not a curated record